AUGUCAGAUUCGAUCUCCGUGAAGUCGGGAGACUCCCAGUACUUUGGGUUUGAUUCCAAUGUCGAAACCCAGGUCAGAGGACUUGCCCGUGAGCUCUCACACGUCUCUGCGUACGAGACAGAAAAGAACGACAACGACGCUCGCUCGCUGAUCAGAACGCUCACAAAUUACUCCCAGGUUCCUGGCGUGAACCCGUUUGUCGAGGACGGCAUUGAUUCGCGCCUGAACCCAGACUCAGACGAUUUUGACUCCAAGCUCUGGAUUCAGAACAUGCGUAAAUUGAUGGACUCGGACCCUGAAUACUACAAGCCUGCCAGUCUUUCUGUUGCGUUUAGAAACCUCCGUGCCAGCGGUGUUGUUUCCUCAGAGGACUACCAAACAACUAUUCUGACUGCGCCAAUCAAGUUUGUGAUGGAGAACUUCAACAACACUUUCCGCAAACAUGUGGAGUCCCGGUAUUUCGAUAUUCUGAAGCCCAUGGACGGCCUGAUUUUGCCCGGAACAUUCACACUUGUUCUUGGCCGUCCUGGUGCCGGGUGCUCCACCUUUCUGAAGACAGUUGCGUCGCAAACUUACGGUUUCAAAGUGGCUCCCGAGAGUAUCAUUUCGUACGACGGUUUCAGUCCCAAGGAUAUCGAAUCCAACUACAGAGGAGAGGUCACUUUUUCGGCCGAAAAAGACGAGCAUUACCCGCAGCUGACGGUGCGCCAGACGCUGGGCUUUGCAGCCAAGCUCAAGGCCCCAAGAAAUAGGCCGCAGGGCGUUUCUGCGCAGGCAUAUGCCGAUCACAUGACCAAAGUCUACAUGGCGAUGUAUGGUUUGUCGCACACGGCCGACACGAAAGUGGGUAACGACUUUGUCAAGGGUGUUUCUGGAGGUGAGCGCAAGCGUGUUUCCACGGCCGAGUUGUCGUUGUGCGGCUCAAAAAUCCAGUGCUGGGACAAUUCCACUAGAGGUUUAGAUUCUGCCACCGCUUUGGAGUUUUUGCGUGCACUGAAGACCUCUGCCACCGUGCUGCGAACCACGCCAAUCACGUCGGUCUACCAGUGUUCCGAGGACUCGUACAAUCUCUUUGACAACGUGCUGCUGCUCUACGAAGGCUACCAGAUUUAUUACGGCCCGGCCUCGCACGCAAAGCAGUUUUUCCAGAAAAUGGGCUACGUGUGUCCUCCAAGACAGACAACGGCGGACUUUCUCACGUCGCUGACCUCACCAAAGGAGAGAAUCCCGCGCGAGGGCAUGGAAAACAGAGUUCCACGCACGCCAAAGGAGUUCAACGACUACUGGCGCCAGUCGCCCGAGUAUGCAGACAUGGUUGCACAGACAGACGCAUACAUCAAAAAGAGCGCCGCCGACGAUCUUCGAGAGCAGUUCCAUCAGUCCCAUGUCGCCAGACAGGAGAAAGGCUCCCGCUCGCGGUCUCCGUACACAUCCACCUACUGGACCCAGGUGAGAGAAAAUAUGCGCAGAUACUGGUGGAAAAUCAAGGGCGAUCCGUCAUUGCUGUAUUUCCACAUCUUUUUCCGUGUGGCCAUCUCGCUCGUGAUCUCGUCGCUGUACUACAAUCUGAAAAACACCACCUCCGACCUCUACUACCGUGGAGCCUGUAUGUUUUUCGCGACUAUGUUUAAUGCCAUGUCUGUGAUGAUGGAGGUGAUCACCUGUUUCGAGGCGCGUCAGAUUGCCGAAAAGCACAAGAAGUACGCCCUGUACCACCCGUCGACCGACGCGCUCGCGUCCGUCAUCACCGAAAUUCCGAAUAAAGUCAUCAUCAACACCGGGUUCAAUCUGGUGUUCUACUUUAUGGUGAAUUUCCGCAGAACUCCGGGACAUUUCUUCUUCUAUCUGCUCACAAACCUCACCAGCACGUUCACGAUGUCGCACAUGAUGCGGUCGCUUGCGUCGCUGUUCCGCACGCUGUCCGAGGCCAUGACUCCGUCGAUGUUCCUGGUCAGUUUGCUCGUGCUCUACACCGGUUUUGCUGUUCCUGUUAAAGACAUGCACGGCUGGUCGAGAUGGAUCAAUUAUCUGGAUCCGAUCGCGUACGCGUUCGAGGCGCUGAUCGCAAACGAGUUCCACGGAAGACAGUUCGAGUGCAACGACUUUAUUCCUGGCUAUCCUGGCGUGCCACAAGAAAACACCAUUUGCAACACUCUGGGCGCCGAGGCUGGUGAAACGACCAUAUCCGGUACUAAAUACAUUGCCUUGGCAUACAAAUACUACGCCAAGCACAAAUGGAGGAACUGGGGCAUCAAUCUGUCGUUUGCAAUCUUCUUCCUUGGAGUGUACCUCCUGCUGGUGGAAAACUCCAAAUCUGCCAUGCAAAAAGGAGACGUGUUGCUUUUCCUGUCGAGCUGGUUCAAAACGCCAACUCACGCCAGAGCGAAAAGCGACAUCGAGACGGCCAACAAUAUUGAGAGCGUCAACUACGCCAAGGACGAGGCUGGAUCGUCCUCCGACUCCGGCCGGCUUGCUACCGGUAACGGCAUCUUCCACUGGAGAGACGUCUGUUUCGACAUCAAGGUCGGCAAGAAGCCAAAGAGAAUUCUGGACCACGUGGACGGCUGGGUCAAGCCCGGCACGCUGACCGCGCUGAUGGGCGCAUCUGGUGCCGGAAAGACCACGCUGCUGGAUGUGCUGGCCAACAGAGUCACCAUUGGUGUGGUGACCGGCUCCAUCUUCGUCAAUGGCCAGGAGAGAAACCAGUCGUUCCAGAGAUUCACCGGGUACGCACAGCAGCAAGAUCUUCAUAUCCAGACGGCCACAGUGCGCGAGUCUUUGCGGUUCAGUGCAUAUCUCCGUCAGGACGCUUCUGUGUCCAAACAGGAGAAAGACGACUACGUUGAGGAAAUUAUCCGUGUUCUGGAGAUGGAGAGCUAUGCUGAUGCUGUGGUUGGCGAGGCAGGCCAAGGUCUUAACAUCGAGCAGCGCAAAAGACUCACCAUCGGCGUGGAACUUGUCGCCAAACCGCAGCUGCUCCUGUUCCUGGACGAGCCCACGUCGGGUCUGGACUCGCAGACCGCCUGGUCGAUCUGCCAGCUCAUGCGGAAACUCUCCAACAGCGGCCAGGCCAUUUUGUGCACGAUCCACCAGCCGUCAGCCCGGCUUCUGCAGGAGUUCGACAGACUGCUUUUCCUGGCAGCUGGCGGAAAAACCGUGUAUUUUGGUGAGCUUGGACCUAACUGCCAGACGCUGAUCGAUUACUUUGAGAAGAACGGCGCCAAGCCAUGUCCUCCGCACGCCAAUCCUGCCGAGUGGAUGCUGGAAGUCAUUGGCGCGGCGCCCGGCUCGCACGCAAAAAGAGACUACCACGAGGUGUGGACUCAUUCUCCAGAAAGAGCUGCUGUUCUAGAGGAACUGCACAGACUGGAAGAAACUGCCGACGAGAAAACACACCAGGAAGAAGCCAAACAGCGCCAGUUCGCCACGUCGUUCGCAACCCAGUACCAUCUUGUCACCAAACGCAUGGUCCAGCAGUACAUCCGUACACCGUCGUACAUCUACUCGAAGCUUCUGAUGGCCAUUGGUGUGUCCAUGUUCAACGGGUUCACGUUCUUCCACGCCAACCACACGAAACAAGGUCUCCAGGACCAAAUGCUCUCCAUCUAUCUUAUGUGCAUGUCGGGUAUGGUCUAUUUCCAGCAGCUGCUUCCACUGAUCGAAGAAGAGAGAAACGUCUACGAAGUGAGAGAACGGCCGUCGAAACUGUACAGCUGGUACGCGUUCGUGUCUGCAACGUUCACGGCCGAGCUGCCGUGGAGUUUCAUCACCGGCACGCUGUCAUUUGUCACAUGGUACCUACCCCUGGGCCUGUACCGGGACGCGGAGCAGACAAACUCCGUUUCUGAGCGCGCCGGCCUGGUUUGGUUGUACCUGACGUUUUUCUACAUGUACGCCACGACUCUUGGCUACUUCUGCUCGUUCGGACUGCAGGUGAUGUCCAACGGAAUGAACAACUCGUUCAUGGUGUUUAUGCUGUCGAUGAACUUCUCCGGAGUGCUGAUCUAUCCUACCGGUUUCUGGACCUGGUUAUAUCACGUUUCUCCGCUGACAUGGUGGAUCGGCGGCAUUGUUCCUGCGGGAAUCCGCGAUACGAGAAUCCGCUGUGCUAGUGACGAGUACGUCAAAUUCCCGCCUCUAUCUGGCCAAACGUGCGGUCAAUAUAUGCAGGAGUUUAUCACCAAGAAUGGCGGCGGAUAUGUGGUGAAUCCUGACGCCACAGAUAUGUGCGAGUUCUGCUCAAUGUCCAACUCCAACCAGUUCCUUCUGGGAAGACACAUGAACCCAGACCAUAUGUGGAGAAACUUUGGACUGAUCAUCGCCUACACGGCAUUCAACAUUAUUUGUACAUAUGCCUUCUACUACAUCUUCCGUGUUCCAAAGAAGGGCAGCCGCGUGGAGAAGGAAACCUUCUUUAUUGAGGAAGAAGACGAAGAAGACGAGAAAGCUGCACCAAAGAAAUGGUGGCAGAAACUUGGCAAGAAAAAUUAA
Molecule: messenger RNA, 4491 nt
Organism: Ogataea parapolymorpha DL-1
Lineage: Eukaryota; Fungi; Ascomycota; Pichiomycetes; Pichiales; Pichiaceae
Product: Multidrug resistance protein CDR2
Exons: 1
Coding region: 1-4491 (1496 amino acids)
Biological process (GO): transmembrane transport
Cellular component (GO): membrane
Molecular function (GO): ABC-type transporter activity; ATP hydrolysis activity; ATP binding
Source: RefSeq, a predicted model, not a curated record